CGCGGAGCUGUCAGACCGAAAGCGGACUCGGCGGAGAAUCGCGCAGUCACAGUUUUUCACGCAAAGAAAAAGCACUUGUCAUUUACAGCAAAUUUCUUCUGCCAGCUUUUACGUUUAGAUACUUGGAAUGACGGACGCAAUACUGCCGGACGAGGAUAAUCGGGCUAUUGAAAAUGGCUAUUUUAAAAAGGGCUGCAACCCCUUUGCCCAGACGGGCCGAAGCAAGCUGCAGAACAAGAGGGCCUCGCUCAACCAGCAGAUCAUCAAGCAGAUGAGGAUGAGGGCUGGUGCUGAGAAUCUCCUCCGGGCGACCUCCAACAACAAGGUGCGCGAGAUGGUGGUCCUGGAGCUGAGCUACGUGAAUUCCAACCUGCAGCUGCUCAGCGAGGAGUUGGAGGGCCUAAACAGCUCAGUGGAAGUCUACCAGAAUGUCCAAGAGACGACCAGCAUUCCCCUGAUCCCCCUGGGUCUGAAGGAGACCAAGGAAGUGGACUUCUCUGUGCCAUUCAAGGACUUCAUCCUACAACAUUACAGUGAAGAUGGCUCCAAUUUUGAGGAUGAGAUUGCUGACCUUAUGGACCUGAGACAGGUAAAGGGCCUUCAACGCUUACCAUGGACUUCAGUGCGUUACAGGCUUGUUGUAUCUUGCUCACGGUUCUCCGUAUGUGUCCAGGCAUGUCGUACACCGAGUCGCAGCGAAGCUGGCAUUGAGCUGCUCUCCGCCUACUUCAGCCACCUGUCCCUUCUUGACAGCCGAUUCUUCUCCCACACCGGCCAAAUGGGAAUCUUCUUUACAUGGUAUGACUCCUUCACCGGGAUGCCUGCGUGCCAGCAAAACAUCUCCCUAGAGAAGGCCAGCCUUCUCUUCAACAUGGGCGCCUUGUACACGCAGAUCGCCACACGCUGCAACCGCCAGACCACCUCCGGCUUGGAGGAUGCCAUCACUGCCUUCCAGAAAUCAGCAGGGGUGCUGAACUACCUGAAAGAGACAUUCACGCACACGCCCAGUUAUGAUAUGAGCCCCGCCAUGCUGAGCAUGCUGGUCCGGAUGAUGUUGGCGCAGGUCCAAGAGUGCCUCUACGAGAAGAUGGUCUUGCCGGGUAUUCGCAAUGAGUUCUUCUGCCUGGUCCGGAUGGCUCAGGAGGCCGAGAAGGUUGCCCAUACAUAUGAGCAGGCCCACCAGUCCAUGAUCCAGCAGCCCAUCAAAGACAACGUCCCUUUCUUCUGGUCCACCAUGGCGCGUGUGAAGACCACACACUACCGUUCCCUGGCCCACUACUUUGUGGCAACGGCUCUUCUUGACCACCAGUUAGGGCCCAGGGAUGACGAGGACAAGCAGGAGAAGGCCCUGGCUCAGCUGUACGACAGCAUUCCCAGUGGGCAUUCUCCUGCACACAUCCUCAAGAACAAGGAGGAACGUCGGCGCAUAGGGAAGGCGCACCUGCGCAGGGCCAUCCUGGCUCAGGAGGAAGCCAUACGCUGUCAAAGUCUGUGCCGCCACCUGCGCAAGCUCGACGUGCUGCAUGACAUCCUGCAGGCCGCCCAUCAGCGCUCACUGGCCAAGUUCACCGAAAACGACGCCGAGGAUGAGUUCACGGACCACAUGGACGCACCCGACAUCGUCCCUAAAACUGAGCACAAAGCCGAAAUGGAAAUGCCAGCAUCCACAAAGGUGAAAGUCAAAGACUUUUUCCACAAGCUGGGCCCCCUCCCCAUUUUUUCAGCCAAGCAGCGCUGGACGGCACCACGCACAAUCCGGUUGCACACCGAGGACCAUGACCUGGGCUUCACACUUAAGGGUGAUGGACCCACACAGGUCCAGUGCCUGGAUCCUAGCUGCCAUGCUGCGAAAGAGGGACUGAAGGAAGGUGACUUCAUUGUCGCCGUGAAGGACACGGACUGCAAGUGGCUGGGAGUGGGUGAGGUGAUGAAGCUCCUGAAGGACGUGGAUGAAGAGGGCGUGGACAUCCAAGUAGUCAGCAUGAUGGACAGUGGGCUGCCUAUGUCCGCCAAGAGCGCCACCUACUGUGGUGGGAUCCCCAAGACCUAUUCCAUGAUCUGCCUGGCCUUUGACGAGGGCGAUAAGAAAGCCCGCAAGGUCACCAAGAAGCCAUCCUUCCUUAGCUGGGGCCUGAAGAACAAGCAGAAGAGUGCCAGCACGCUAAGCCUACCCACCGCUGAUUACCCAGGCACACUGCCCUGGGCCAUGCAGAGGUCCACCUUCUCCAGCUCCAACAACAACGGUGCCCUCUACUAGGUCAGCUUUGGGGUUGUGCCCUCCUGAUUGGCUGAUCCUUCCAAAUUUAAUGACAAUUUUUUUUUUUAUAUAUAUAUAUAUAUAUAUAUAUAUAUAUAAGGACAAAGGAAAAAAAAACAUUGCACACAUUUUCUUGGUGUAGGAAUGUCAGUGAUAAGCUAACCCUUUUGUUUAAAAACGACGCUUCCAGCCCUGACUGCUUCGCUGGUUGAGAGAUGGUUGGUUUCAUGUUGCUGGUUGUAUCUGUAUCUCAGGGUGCGUUUUGUUAACUGGAGCUGUAGCGUGUCUAAACAAAGCAUUAACAGGGAGGUGAAACUUGACAGAAGGAGCAAGGCAGGAAGCCUCUGGUGUUAACUGCACCUGAAAAGACUACUUCUGAUUAUCACCCGUGCCAGUAGAAGCAGGACCGAAGAAGGAAACUUUACAUUUUAACAGUUGCAGGAAGGACAGGGUGUAGUGCAAAAGUGACGUGCCACACAUUGUAAGCUGCUGAAUCGUUAAGGAAAACUUCUUUUUGUGUUAUUUUAACGAGGGGGUAGAGUUGGAGGUGAUAAAUGGAGGAUUAUAGCCUUAGCAUCUCACAUUUGGAGGUAGGUGCACUUCAGAGACUGCGGUUUAAACAAAACUGGACAAGAGAGACGGAGGGAGGGAGACGGACGGCUGGGUCCUACCUGCCAUCUAUACUGCUUUUGGUUAUGAUGGUAGUAUGGUAUUGGUAAGAUUAAUCAACACUGAGCACUCUUGCCAGCCGGAUCUCUCCCAUCACCCCGAAUAAUGCUAACACUUUUUGAGUGUUGGAGUAUUUCACUGUCUACAGGGUAGAUUUUUAUUCACGUUUGAUAAUCAAAUAAUUUAUAUGGAAAAUUUUAACUAGUUAUAAAUACCACUGUACAUUUAAACCCCUUAAACUGUUUUUUCCCUUAAAUAUUUGUAUGCACAUCGUGUAUUAGAUCUGCUGUCUUGGAGUCAAACUUAUUUCGGAAACUUUCUCAUGCUUAAUUUUUUUUCUUAUGUUAUUAAAGUGUCUGUAUACAAAUUAUAGCGUCUAAUUAUAAAAUACAAAAGGAACAUACACACAGCACAAAUAUACCGAAGAUAUUUCUAUUGAAUAGUGGAGUGCUUUGCAUACAAAGGCGUGGGGUUUUUCCAGUGUCUUGUUUGAACUUUUUGGUUUUAUUCAGUAAGGUUGUAAAUGUCAGCAAACUGUGUAUCUGAGUUAAUGACCGAGUCUGUGUGGAUUUUAUUACUGUGCUUUUAAAGUGAAGAAUUCAACUUACUGCCAUACUUGCCUUCUGCUCUGUAAGUAAACACAACUUGUAUCCAUAGUUUUUGUCACCUUUGUUUGAAGUGUAGUAUCUGAAGCAGAUGUAUGUAUGGAUUAAGUAUUCUUUCGUACGUGCAACGGUCAUUCCCUUGUUUUCCCACUUAUAUGUAACUGUAAACUGGAAUCUCAAUAAAAAUGGGGUAAAAUUUAAA
This is a messenger RNA of Brienomyrus brachyistius, 3733 nucleotides long. RefSeq names its product rhophilin, Rho GTPase binding protein 2 (gene rhpn2). Gene Ontology annotation, biological process: signal transduction; negative regulation of stress fiber assembly. The record is from RefSeq and is a predicted model, not a curated record. Lineage: Eukaryota; Metazoa; Chordata; Actinopteri; Osteoglossiformes; Mormyridae. Gene Ontology annotation, molecular function: protein binding. The coding region runs from base 128 to 2257 and encodes 709 amino acids. The transcript has 14 exons.